CAACUAUUUCAUUUUAUUUUCUGUUAAUGAUUAAAAGUAAGUCGUAAAGCAAUUCGAAUUUAAAAAAAAAAUCUACUGCAUCCACUUUAGAUAUCACAAAAAAUAAGUAAUAACAAUAAGUGAAUUAAAAAAGAGCAAAAUCAAUUACUUCUACAACAAUGAAGUUUAUAUAGAUUUAGAUAUUUUAGAAAGCCAAUCACAAUUAUCAAGCCUCCUUUGAUUGAUUUAAAAAAGAUUUAAGUAAAUCCGAUCACAUUUGCAAACAGAAAUUCACACAAUAAUUCAUCAGAUCAGACUAAUUCCAUAAGAUUAAAUAGUGAUCUUGAAUAAUAAGCAGCUGUUUCUAUAAAAUAAAAUAAUUUAGAUUAGUUACAAAUUUUAAAGCGAUAAAAAUAGCUACUUGAAUAUAGAUUAAUGUUAGAGACAGAAUCAUGUGAAUAAUAUUAAUAAAAUUAUCAUUUUCUUCAAGAAAGACUUUAAAAGUUGGAGUUCGCUAAAAAUAACUAUAUUAAUGAAAUGAAUUCGUUUACUAACUGUUUAAAAGUAAUUUUGAGUAAGGAUGAAUGA
Molecule: messenger RNA, 567 nt
Organism: Paramecium sonneborni
Lineage: Eukaryota; Ciliophora; Oligohymenophorea; Peniculida; Parameciidae
Source: the annotation of a GenBank genome assembly